Messenger RNA from Photinus pyralis (common eastern firefly), 378 nucleotides. Its product is annotated as insulin-like growth factor-binding protein 7. The record is from RefSeq and is a predicted model, not a curated record. NCBI's taxonomy places the organism in Eukaryota, Metazoa, Arthropoda, Insecta, Coleoptera, Lampyridae. Gene Ontology annotation, biological process: regulation of signal transduction; regulation of cell growth. The transcript has 2 exons. Gene Ontology annotation, molecular function: insulin-like growth factor binding. Gene Ontology annotation, cellular component: extracellular region. The coding region runs from base 52 to 360 and encodes 102 amino acids.
AGUGUUUUUUCGGACAGGUUCGAGAAAUGUGAAACGGGAAACAAUUGAAUUAUGAGCGGGUUAGUGUUCGUGUUUUUAAUUUCGAUUGCCUCCUGCUGGUGCUUUACCGUUCCGACGUGUGUUUGUGACAGAAGGGAGUGCGAGAUUAUAGACGAAUUUGAUUGUCCCGGGCUGGGAGUCGUAGUCUGGGAUCCUUGCAAGUGUUGUGAAGAAUGUGCACGUACCGAGGGCGAACCUUGCGGCGGCGAUCAGGGUUUUAGUGGAACGUGCGAGCCCGGAUUGUCCUGUCAACAGCCGGGUCCCUCGCCGAGCGAGGGUAUCUGCAAGCCCAUAAUCUUGGAUAAUCUGCUGGAAACGUGAACCGGGGGACCAAGAGAU